AUGCGCGCCAUCCUUGUAGAACUAAAACUCUACCCAAAGCAUGUCAUCGCCAACGCCCGUACACUUGCCGCUGCUCUGGUGUUCCACAGCUACAGACUGCAGACUGGCGGUACUGACAACCACCUCAUCCUCUGGGAUCUUUGCCCCAUUGAUCUUACCGGCAGCAAAGUCAAGAAGGUCUGCGAUCUCAUGGGUAUCACAAUCAACAUUUCCGGUGGAUUCCGUCUCGGCACAUCCGCGCUCACCUCGUGCAACAUGAAAGAGGAGUAUAUCAAGGUCUUUGCCAAGUUUCUGCACUGCCCCGUGCAGCUCUUGCUCUUGCUCCAGAAGGAGGCCGGCUCGAAGCAGGACUGUGUCUGCGUUGCAACUGUGCCCCAGGACAGCCUCAAGAGAUACAAGCAGGUGACGCAGCUCAGGGAGGAGGUCAUCAUGUUUGCCAGCAAAUGGCUGCUCCCCGGCAUCGAUGUUGUGACGCUCACUAGGCAUGAGCGUCUGCAUGAGUAA
This is a messenger RNA of Psilocybe cubensis, 504 nucleotides long. RefSeq lists its product as uncharacterized. Gene Ontology annotation, molecular function: pyridoxal phosphate binding; serine binding; glycine hydroxymethyltransferase activity. The transcript is spliced from 3 exons. The record is from RefSeq and is a predicted model, not a curated record. Gene Ontology annotation, biological process: tetrahydrofolate interconversion; folic acid metabolic process; L-serine catabolic process. Lineage: Eukaryota; Fungi; Basidiomycota; Agaricomycetes; Agaricales; Agrocybaceae. The coding region runs from base 1 to 504 and encodes 167 amino acids. Gene Ontology annotation, cellular component: cytoplasm.